AUGGAGAGCAGAUUCGUUAUCCAGUUUCGUAACUCUUCAGCGGAGACACUGGUGGACGGGGGAAAUUCAGUUGUCUACUCUAGAAACUCUUCUAAUGGGAGUAACUGUCCUAUCAUAACUCAUCAAACUACGUCUACCCCUACAUCCAAGUCGUCCAGAAGUACUACUAUAUUGAAUGAUUCAGCUUAUAAAUCUGAGUUGCCUCCUCCGCCACUUGUGUAUGCCAAUGAAAAGGCAAUAUUAUUGCAUUUUGCGCGGCUGUUCGCCCUGCGCCAUGGAUACCAGUUGGUGAUCAACAAGAAUGAUAAACGAAGAGUUAUAAUGCUCUGCUCCAAACAUGGAAACUAUCGACAUUCAAGUAAAAAGACUUCAUGUGAAGGGCAAAGUGUGAUAAGGGGUGUAAAUGGACUCAAGAGACAGGCCAAAUGUGAUUGUCUUUUCCGGGCUGAGCUUCAAUUUAAGUCUAGGAAAAAUCUCUGGUUGUUAAAACCUAUUUACAUGAAACAUAAUCACUCUUCAAAGUUAACCCUUCCAAUAAUUAGAGGCAAAUCAGAUAAUGCUUCGCAACCCUCCAGACUCGACGAUUUCUGUUCUGAUAAAAAUCACUUGAAUUGUUUCUUCGAUGCUUCCCGGGAUUCAGGCUUGGAUUUGGCUUCCUCUGACCCAUUUAAAUUCCCCUAUAGUAGGGAGCUCGAUGGAAUACGCGUUCUAUCUUCUGAUUUACCUACACCUCCUGUCAAUACCGAAGAGCCUAUCUUAGAUGACCUUACAGUGUCUGUUUCGGCACAUCUGAAAAGAGCUUUAGAUGCCAUGAAUUAUACUCCAAAAGAACACUUUCUGGACCAGCGAUCUAAUAACUCAUUUGAUGAACCUCCUACCAAGAAACCAGAUUUGAAAUCCGAGUUUUAG
Messenger RNA from Komagataella phaffii GS115, 909 nucleotides. RefSeq lists its product as hypothetical. Lineage: Eukaryota; Fungi; Ascomycota; Pichiomycetes; Pichiales; Pichiaceae. The record is from RefSeq and is a predicted model, not a curated record. Bases 1 to 909 code for a protein of 302 amino acids. The transcript has a single exon.